AUGGUUGGACGACAAAUGGCUUGGAAGGUGAGGGUCCAGAACACUUUUAUGAACAUACCCGAGGAACUGGACGACUCAGACUAUGGAAUACACAAAUCACUCUCUAUGAACAUCACUCAAGACAAUCUCAACAAAUGGUAUAUUUAUAACCUACCCAGUUUCGAGAACCGCAAUGAUUGGAAUUUAUUACAUAAUCAAAGCGACAAAACUGGUGUAAAAUAUUUUUUAAAACCAACAUCAAUGUUCAACUACUACCGGGACGAUGAUUCUAAAAAUAUCAACUCGAAUGGUUGUGUCCCUAUCGAUGAGAAUGGUAAUUUAACAUCCAUUGGUUCAGUCAGUCACUUAUUAAACGACUGUAAACCGUGUGCGUUUUAUAAACACCGGACCAAGAAGUGUGUGAAUGGGAUUCGAUGCCAAUUUUGUCAUUUUGAGCAUGAUGAGAGGCGUAAACCGAGGGGGAGAAAUUUUAGAAAUCACCGCCUUCUUUAAUUUUUAACCUUUAC
Messenger RNA from Theileria parva strain Muguga, 506 nucleotides. RefSeq lists its product as uncharacterized. Gene Ontology annotation, molecular function: metal ion binding. The transcript is spliced from 7 exons. Lineage: Eukaryota; Apicomplexa; Aconoidasida; Piroplasmida; Theileriidae. The record is from RefSeq and is a predicted model, not a curated record. Bases 1 to 492 code for a protein of 163 amino acids.